UGGCAGCGGGCUCUGGCGCUGCUCAGCAACAUGAGGGGGGCGAAGUUGGAGCCCGGCCCCACCUGCUACAUCCCUGUGAUUGGGGGGUACGGGAAAGGCAUGCAAUGGCAGCGGGCUCUGGCGCUGUUCAGCGAGAUGUGGGAGAUGAAGCUGGAGCCCGACGUCAUCAGCUACAACGCUGCGAUCAGCGUGUGCGAGAAGAGCCGGGAGUGGCAACGGGCCCUGGCGCUGCUGAGCGAAAUACGGGAGGCGAAGCUGACGCCCUGCGCCCAGUCAGUUACACCGCUGGGAUGAGCGCGUGCGAGAAGGGGGGGCCGUCGCCCGACACGAGGGACGCCCAGUGGCAACGGGCGGUGGCACUGCUCAGUGAGAUGUGUGGGGCGAAGUUGGAGCCCAACUUUGUCAGCUACAGCGCUGUGAUUAGCGCGUGCGAGAAGGGCGCGGAGUGGCAGCGGGCUUUGGCGGUGUUUAGUGAGAUGCGGGAGGUGAAGGUGAAGCCCGACUCCGUCGCUUACAGCGCUGUGAUCAGUGCGUGCGCGAAGGGCGCGGAGUGGCAGCGUGUUUUGGCACUGCUCGGCGAGACGUGGGAGGCGAAGCUGGAGGCCAGCGUCAUUAGCUACAGCUCUGGGAUCAGCGCGUGCGGCACGGGCUUCCAGUGGCGCUGGGGCCUGGCCCUGCUCAGCGAGAUGCGGGAGAUGAGGCUGGAGCCCGAUAUCACUACAGCGCCGGGAUAA
Molecule: messenger RNA, 734 nt
Organism: Prorocentrum cordatum
Lineage: Eukaryota; Dinophyceae; Prorocentrales; Prorocentraceae
Source: the annotation of a GenBank genome assembly